This is a messenger RNA of Schistocerca nitens (vagrant locust), 12040 nucleotides long. It is a transcript of the gene zfh2, whose product is annotated as zinc finger homeobox protein 3. NCBI's taxonomy places the organism in Eukaryota, Metazoa, Arthropoda, Insecta, Orthoptera, Acrididae. Gene Ontology annotation, molecular function: zinc ion binding; RNA polymerase II cis-regulatory region sequence-specific DNA binding; DNA-binding transcription factor activity, RNA polymerase II-specific. The coding region runs from base 527 to 11458 and encodes 3643 amino acids. Gene Ontology annotation, cellular component: nucleus. The record is from RefSeq and is a predicted model, not a curated record. The transcript is spliced from 7 exons. Gene Ontology annotation, biological process: regulation of transcription by RNA polymerase II.
UCCGCUCGGAGAGCAUCGGUCACUCUUGUCGCAUGGAUAAUAUCGCCAGCGCCAAAAAAAGGAGGAGGAGGAAAAAGGACAAGAACUGGAGCGACCGAGCCUAACCUGCUGCUAGACUUCUUCCUUUUCUACAUAGGCGCGCACUGCUUUCGUGAAAGGAGGGACACGUAAUAGUAUACACGAACGAGAAGGAAGACGGAGGAGGGAAGAGACGGCGACGCAGACGGGGGAGGAGAGAGAGGCUUUUCACUCGGGUGUCCGGCGAAGCGGCGGCAUCGACAGCGACACGCCCGAGGACAGUGCCGUCGAUUGUGCAGUGCGCUAUGGUGGCGGCCGAGUGAUUGUGUUGGCAUGACAACAGCGAGACGCCGGUCGACGAGCCGUGAGAUUCUGGCGCCGGGCGCCGACGCCAGUGCGCGCAAGUAUCCAGGAACUCGGAGGAAAUGCACUCAGACUGGGACCCGCUACUGCCGCGACAGCCGUGUCAGCAUGUGAUGGUUGAGGACGCCGCCCCCGCCGCCCAGCCAUGCCCAGCCCAGCCGCCGCAUCAGCAGCGCAGCCAGCAGCCGCCAUCAACAGUAGCAGCUCAGUCCCGGGGGCGGCGUCUCUAGAGCUCGACCAGCAGGACCAGGACCAGGACGGCAGCAGCUCGAGCAGUUCGAGCAGCAGCAGCAGCAGCAGCAGCUCCUCCAGCAGUAGCAGCAGCAGUUCCAGCACCAGCAUGAGCCCCGAGGAGGAGGCGUCGGCGUCGCCGCCGGCCGCACCGGCUGUGAUCGCGGGCGGCGGCGACUCCGCGUCUGCGAGCCGCGUCGCCUCGCCGCCCACCGCCAGCAAGUUCCUACACGACGACCAGGCGGCGGCCAUCGCCGGCGCCAAGGUCGACACGGGCGGCAUGGCGAGUGCGGCCGGGGCCGGGGGCGGCGCCGCCGACCAGACGUCCGCCCCCGGCGCCGUGCACGCGCAGCAGCCGCCGCCGCCGUCGUCGUCGCACGGCGCUUCGGACGACUCGUGCGCCACCAGCGACGUGGAGAAGUUCGACGGCAAGAUCGUGUACAACCCGGACGGCUCGGCGUACAUCAUCGAGGACAGCGAGCUGAGCGAGGAGGACGCCGUCGACCUGCCCAUCGGCGACGGCUGCAUCGUGGACGGGCGCGGCGUCAGCCUGUCGCAGUUCCAGGUCUUCCCGCAGAUCGCCAACGCCUUCUACGUGUCGCGCAACGCGUCUUUCUACAGCGCGCUGUACGGCGGUUCCGGCGCGGCUCCCGGCGGCGACGGCGGCAGGGGCGCCUCGGCGGGCGUCCAGCCGGCCGCCACCGCCGCCGGCUACGGGCUGCUCCCGGACAAGAAGAUAGUUCCUGAGAUCCCGAUCAUGCACAGCUACCGCGUCUACACCGUGCGCGACGCGUCCGGUAAGAACGCCCCGGCGUCUGCCGGCGACGCCGAAGACAAGUGCGCCAAGGGCGGCGACGCGGCCCAGCCAGACCGCGCCGACGCCAAGCAGGACAAGUACUCCGGCAAAGAUUGUUCCUCAGUUCCUGUCAAGCCCAUCCUCAUGUGCUUCAUAUGCAAACUCUCCUUCGGCUACGCCAAGUCGUUCGUGGCGCACGCGAUGGGCGAUCACAACGUGUCCUUGCUGGAAGACGAGAAGGACAUUCUCGGGCACAAGAACGCGUCGGCGAUCAUUCAGUGCGUGGGGAAGAACAAGGAGCCGCUGGUGUCGUUCCUGGAACCGCUGUCGGCCCCCGUGCCGGCGGUGAUCGCCUCCGACAAGCGCGCCGACCCGCCAACCUCUCAGCACCAGCAGCAACAGCACCAGACUCCGCAGCUUGUUCCUAAAGACCCGAAGCUCCUUUUUCCGGACGGCGGGUCGCGCUCUUCUCCCUCGGGAGGCAACUGUGAUGACAAGAGUGGCUACGGUAGUAGUGAGAUAGUGCGAGGACACUCUGAGGUGGCGGAGAGCCUAGUUGUUCACCGCCGCGAUGCGGACAUUAACUCCUCUCCUCUGGCGAGAGCUAACGUCCAGAAUCUUCAUGUUCCUGAGACUCCGGUCUCCCUACCUCAAAACGGUAGUUCUAGUAAUAAUAAUGUUAACAAUAAUAGUAUUAGUAUAAGUAGUAGUAGUAGUAAUCUCAGCAACAGUAACAGUGUUGUCGGCACCAACGGAAGGAUAGGCGCGAGCGCCAACAACGUGAUGGACCUGACACGCAAGAGCCCCAUUUCGGCGUCCGCGGCGACGACCGGCAGCGCGUCUCCCGGGGCCAGCCCCUCGCCGGGUUCCACCCUGAGCCCGCUGCUGCAGUCGUACCAACAGCACCACCACCACCAACAGCCGCACCAGCCGCCACCCAGCUUCCUCUCCGGCACGACGAUCGGCGUCUGCCCAGAGCACAUGGCGGGCAGACCCAGUGGCGCCGACUGCGCCAAGUGCGAACUCAUCCUGGCCUCGUCGCGCGGACUGGGCGCCGCUGCCGUCGGCGUCUUGGGCGCUGGCGUCCCCGGCAUGCACUCGCGCAACUCUUGCAAGACCCUCAAGUGCCCCAAGUGCAACUGGCACUACAAGUACCAGGAGACGCUGGAGAUCCACAUGAAGGAGAAGCACCCGGAGACGGAGACGUCGUGUAUCUACUGCAUCGCUGGACAGCCGCACCCGCGGCUGGCCCGCGGAGAGACCUACACUUGCGGGUACAAACCGUACCGCUGCGAAGUCUGCAACUACUCGACCACGACCAAAGGGAAUCUCAGCAUACACAUGCAGUCGGACAAGCACCUGAACAACAUGCAGGAGCUGCAGAACGGCGGCGUGGCGGCGGGCGCGGGAGACGGCCAGCACCACCAGCAGCAGACGCCGCCGCCCUCGGUGAAGCCGUUCAGUCCGCACCACCACCACCACCACCAUCCGGCGUCGCAGCAGCAGCACCACAAGCCGAAGCCCACGUUCCGCUGCGACGUCUGCAACUACGAGACGAACGUGGCUCGCAACCUGCGGAUCCACAUGACGAGCGAGAAGCACACCCACAACAUGAUGGUGCUGCAACAGAACGUGAAGCACAUGCAGACGCUGAGCGCGCUCCAGCACCAGCACGGCUCGGCGGCAGCUGCCGCCGCCGCUGGCGUCGAGUCGCUGCUGCACUUCCACCCGGGCCUCACCCUGCCGGGCGACAAGCCGCCCCCGCACACGGAGGCGGCGCUCGCCGACAUGGCGUACAACCAAGCGCUGCUCAUCCAGAUGAUGACGGGCGGCCAACUGCCGCCGCACCUCGACCUGGCGCCGCACCUGGACGCCGGCCUCAACCCCGACACCAUGGAACCGCCGCCCGAGCCCGCAGACCCCAACCCUCAGCAGCUCUUCCAGUGCUGCGUCUGCAACGCCUUUGCCACCGACUCUCUGGAGGCACUGUCGCUGCACCUGUCCGCCGACCGCACCAAGAUCCGCGAGCAGGAGAUCCUCGCGGUGGUCGCCGGCCACUACGUCUGCAAGCUGUGCACCUACAAGACCAACCUGAAGGCCAACUUCCAGCUGCACUGCAAGACGGACAAGCACCUCCAGCGGCUGCAGCACGUCAACCACGUGAAGGAGGGCGGCGCGCGCAACGAGUGGAAGCUCAAGUACUUGUCGUCGCCCGGCGGCGUCCAGGUGAGGUGCCACGCGUGCGACUACUACACCAACUCCGCGCACAAGCUGCAGCUGCACGCGGCCGGCCAGCGCCACGAGGCGUCGUGCCUGCUGUUCGUGCACCUCCGAGACACGGACGCCGGCUCGGGGCCCGGCGAGCGCCUCUACCACUGCGCGCUCUGCGGCUUCUCGGCGCGCGCCAAGCUGCCGCUGCUGCAGCACGUGCGCACGGUCAAGCACCUGCAGAUGGAGCAACUCCACCAACUCCAGCGGCGCUCCGAGGGCAAGGAACCCCACGCUGACAUCUCGGAGGUGUUCCAGGUCAUCGUGCAGCCACAGUACGGCCAGCAGCAGCAACAGCAGCAGCAACCGGCGCUGCCGCCCACGCGCCACGACAGUCCGCCUCAGGCGUCAGCUCUCGAAUGUGACUCGCGCAAGGAACAGCAGCAGCACAGUGUGAAGACCGAGGCAAAGGAGGGCGGCGGCAUGCCGAAGCAGCCCGAGUGCGACGACGGGGGCGGCGGGGGUGGACAGCACGGCUGCCCCUACUGCAACUACAGCAGCUCUUCCGAGAUGCGGACGCAGGCGCACGUCCUGGCACAGCACUCGCAGCUCACCUCUCCGCCGGCGACGCAGCAGCAACUGCAGCAUCACCUGCAGCAGUUUCAGCUGCACCACCACCAUCACCCGCAGCAGCAGCACCAUCCACAACAACAACAGCAGCAGCAGCAACAACAACAACAGCAGCAGCAGCAGCAGGAGUUCCAGUGUCCACUCUGCCAGGACAGCUUCCGCGACCGCGGAAGCCUGGAGCGGCACGUCAUGCAGAUCCAUUCGGUCAACUCGGAGGGCCUCCAGAGACUGCUGCUGCUUGUCGACCAGUCGCACUGGCUCAACGCUGGGGCGCCUGGUCCGCCUGCUCCGCAAACCCCUCAGCUCAGUCAGCAGCAACAGCAACAGCAACCUCAACAGCAACAGCAGCCAGCGCCAAACCACGCCAGUCAGAUGGUCAGCCCGGUCAGUUCCUCAUCGUCUGGUGGCUGCAAGGAGCUGGACACCAGCAAGCACAACAAUUCGUCCGAUGUCAACUCUGUAGACGAGAAUCUACCACAGUCGCCGGUCGACCAUCAGCAGGAUGCGGACGAGAAUCGUUGCCAGACGUGCUCGAAGUCGUUCCGCAGCGUGGACGAACUGUGCUCCCACCAGACGGAGCAGGGCCACCUGGAACUGAAGCAGACGCCGAGCGGGCCCGGCUACCUGUGCUGGAAGAAGGGCUGCAACCAGUACUUCCCCACCGCGCACAGCCUGCAGAUGCACUUCCGCGAGAUCCACGCGCGCUCGGGGGCCCCGGCUGGUCCGGGCACGCCGCAGACCACCACGACGACCACGACGAUCGCGGCGGUGUCGGAGAAGCACGUGUACAAGUACCGCUGCAACCAGUGCAGCCUCGCCUUCAAGACGAUGGAGAAACUGCAGCUGCACUCGCAGUACCACCUCAUCCGCGACGCCACCAAGUGCGUGCUGUGCGGCCGCAGCUUCCGCUCCGUGCUGGCCCUAUACAAGCACGUAGAGACGGCGCACUCCGAGCUCUCCGAGGACGAGCUGUCCGCCUACAAGCAGAGCCUCAUGAACAACCCGCUGCUGCUGGCCGGGCUCAGCGGCCAGGUCCUCGACCCGGCCACCAACGAACUGCUGAGGAAGGAGUCGCUCAAGAUGGAGGCGGCCGACGAGGUCACCGAAGUGGACGACAGCCCUACCAAAGAACACAACCAGAGCCAGGACGACAUCGGCGCCCAGCAGAGCGGCGACGGCGAGAACAGCGACGACUCCGUCAUCUACAAGGAGCAGCAGUUCCUCGAGGACUAUCUCAACAGCCAGGCGAUCGCGGAGGACAGCUACAACGACCCGAACCGCAAGUACAAGUGCCACCGGUGCAAAGUUGCCUUCACUCGCCAGAGUUAUUUGACUAGUCACAACAAGACAUUACUUCACCGCAAGGGCGAGAAACUGAGCUACCCUAUGGAGAAGUACCUCGACCCGAACCGACCCUACAAGUGCGACGUGUGCAAAGAAUCUUUCACGCAGAAAAACAUACUGUUGGUACACUACAACUCAGUGAGCCACCUGCACAAGCUUAAGAGAGCCAUGCAGGAGCAGCAGCAGAACAACAACAAUAAUAACAACAAUAACAACAACAACAAUGCUGCUUCCUCCCACGCCGCCGCCGCGGCGUUGGCCGCCAGUCUGGGCGUUACACCACCACCGAUGCCAAAGACCAACGCGUGCGUCGAGGACGACGACAAGAAACCGUACAAAUGCAACAUCUGCAAAGUGGCGUACAGCCAGGGAUCGACCCUCGACAUCCACAUGCGUUCGGUGCUGCACCAGACCCGCGCAUCCAAGUUGCAGGACCUCGCGAUGACGGGACAGAUCGACCUCAGCAAGCCGUUGAUAGAACAGCCCGAACCGCAGAAGGUGCAGGAUCAGCACAAGAAAAUGAUGCACGAGAUGAUGAGCUGCUCGACACCGAAGCAGGCAUCGCCACCGGCAUCUCAAGGACCUUCUCCUACCUCAUCGGCCUUGACACCAGUUCCUAUGGGCAGUUCGCCCUCGCCCCAGCAGCCACAAGCUCCGCACGGCAUGCUGUCGUGUCAGCGCUGCAACGCCUUCUUUGUCAGCCAGGAGCAGCUGGCUACGCACCAGCAAUUGUACUGUCUGUUUGGUAGUCCCAUGUCACUUUUCUCACCUCCGCACGCCCAACCCCAACCCCAACAACAGCAACAACAGCCAGCACCACAACAGCAACAGACUACAAGAUGCUCUCCGACUCCACAGUGUAGCGACAGGACGCCACCACCAUCUCAACAACCAUCGCAACAAUUGCAGCUCACACAGAACUUGUGCGAAGAACCCAUGUCGCGACUGGCCAUGAAUAGCACCCGAAAAUCCAACCAGGUGUACAAGCAUUUACUUGAGAGCUUCGGUUUCGAUUUGGUAAUGCAGUUCAAUGAGAACCACCAACGUAGACAGCAACAGUUACUAGCUUCCACUUCCGAACAGCCGAACAAUGGGUGUGGUGCUAAUGGCGACGACGAUGUCGAGAUGAUCGAAGUGAAGACUGAACCUCUUGACGAACACCAAGCAGGUGACUUACCGGAGCUUGCCAAAUCUGUGUGUCAGCACUGCCACAAAGAGUUCUCCAGCGUGUGGGUGCUCAAGGCGCACUGUGAGGAAGUUCACCGCGAUCUCGUUCCACCAGAAUUCCUGGAGAAGUAUGCGCAACAGAUCAAGUCGGAACUGGAAAAGAAAUCUGUCGUCGUCGCUGCCAACAUUAGCUCUGAAAUUUCCCCCGAGAAGGAGGCCGUCGCUUUCGACGAUUCCAAAGAGAAGUCAUUGCAGAGUACUCCACCAGCUCCAGACCUGCAGCUCCCGACGACAGCGCCGAGUACUCCGACCGCCUCAUCAACUCCAGCCUCCAGCACUGAUUCAAUCCCGGCGGCUCAGCACCACCAUCACCACCAGCAACAGCAGCAGCAGCAGCAACAACAGCAGCAGCAGCCCCAACAGCAGCAGCAACAGCAGCAUCAGCAACAACAACACCAGCAGCAGCAGUCGUUAUCGAUGUCGCUGGCGCAACAGAUGAACGAGAUGCUGAGCGUGAUGGCGGUGCAGCAGCAGUUGCAGCAGUUCAGUCCGAUGAUGAUGGGCAUGGCGGCCAUGGGGCUGGGCCCCCUGGGCCUCAACAUGGGAGCGCUGGCCGCCAUGAACCUGCAGCCGCCGUUGGUGCCCAUGAUGAUGCCGCCGCCGCCACACUUCGACCCACUGGGCCAGCUCUUCGGAGGGCCUGCCGCCGCCGCCGCGCCAGAACACCUGCUGGCCAAGCAGCAGCACCAGCUACUGCAGCAGCAGCAAGCGGUGACGGCGGCGGCGCAGCAGAAACGAGCGCGUACCCGCAUUACGGACGACCAGCUCAAGAUCCUCCGCGCGCACUUCGACAUCAACAACUCGCCCUCCGAGGAGCAGAUCCACGAGAUGGCAGGCCAGAGCGGGCUGCCGCCCAAAGUCAUCAAGCACUGGUUCCGCAACACGCUGUUCAAGGAGCGACAGCGCAACAAAGACUCGCCGUACAACUUCAACAAUCCUCCCUCGACCACUCUCAACCUGGAGGAGUACGAGAAGACCGGGGAGGCGAAGGUGACGCCGCUGAAUCCCCCUCCGUCUUCGGAGGACACUGCUCCCAAAGCGGCGCCUUCGCCGUCGCCUACGACCAACAGACGUAAACAAGCCACACCCCAGCAGCAGACGCAACCACCUCCAGAACAACAACAACAACAGCAGCAACAACAGCAGCAGCAGCAGCAGCAACAACAGCAGCAGCAGCAGAAUCAGAAUCAGAUCCAAACCCACAACCUACAACAACCACCAGCCCCUCAGGCGCCGGUGACGUUGCCAACUGACGUCAUUAAAACGGAACCUAGAGAGACAUCUCCACAGACAGACGCCUCCUACAGUAGCGUGUUCGGCGACAUGUCGCAAGACCAACACGCUGUGAAAGACGAACGCCCUGUCGAGCCUAUUGAGGAGAAGCCACAAGUUCUGCUCCCUCCAGCGACGUCUUUACCUGGUGGAGGGCUCCCUCAGACGUCGGUGGCAACUACAACCAGCGAACCGUGCCCUCCGCCCCAGACGAGUUUGCGUAGUAACUCCCCAGGAAACUUGACGCUCACGUCCAUCAUCGCGUCGCAGCUGGGUUCCGACUCCAUCAUAACGAGCCACAGUGCAAUGGCCGCGGUCUCCAGCGUCCCCUGCAGCAACACUAUGAGCGGCAACACCAGCACGACCGUGAGCAACAUGCUGCCGCCGAAGCUGACCCCGCCGAACUUCGCGUCCCCGGGCCAGCUCCCCACGUCGCCGAGCAUUCUGCCCCUGGCGCCGGCGUCCAGAAGCGCGAGUCCGUGCCGAUCGUACACGAGCAACUCGUCGGACGGCUUCGGGCACGUUUCCGCGGCGGGUGCCGGGGGCAACGGCAACACCCCGACCGGCGGCUCGUCCGGGAAGAGGGCCAACCGGACGCGCUUCACCGACUACCAGAUAAAAAACGCCCGACAGAAGGCCAGAAAAGUUUACGAGAACCAGCCACCAGUGGAAGCGCCACCAGGUGUCGAUGAUGGCGGUGCCAACAGAUUCCAAAGAACUCCUGGGCUCAACUACCAGUGUAAGAAAUGUCUGCUAGUUUUCCAGCGCUACUAUGAACUCAUACGCCAUCAGAAGACGCACUGCUUUAAAGAGGAAGACGCUAAGAGAUCUGCUCAGGCCCAGGCGGCUGCUGCUCAAAUUGCUGCCGUACUGUCGUCAGAAGAUUCCAAUUCUAGCACCAUAGCUGAUACAACUCAACACCAGCAGCCACCUGUGAUACCACAAAUACAGCAACAACAACAGGUGCAGCUUCACCACCAACAGCAACAGCAACAGCAACAACAAUCCCCACAACAGCAACCGCAGCAGCAACCAGUACAACAGCCACCGUUACAACCUCAGAUUCAGUCCCUGUUGCCUGCAAUACCAGCUCCAUUACCCACCAAUCCCCAAACACCGUCGAGGACUAUCACGCCGACACCAGCUUCUGUCUUAUUUCCUCCCUCUCCUAUCCCUACCCCUGCUACAUCAACCAGUGGCGACAAUACAAGCAAAGAAGGUACCUUCCAGUGCGACAAGUGCAAUUUAGUGUUUCCUCGAUUUGACUUGUGGCGAGAACACCAGCUGGUUCAUAUCAUGAAUCCCAACUUGUUUCCAAGUUAUCCACCCGAUAGCCCUUUUGGAAUAUUGCAACAACAUGCUCAGCUACAGCAGCAGCAACAACAGCAGCAGCAACAACAGCAACAGCAGCAGCAGCAACAACAACAACCACAACCACAAAUUGUUGCUGGACUGGGAGUCGCCGACUUGUCGGUGAAUUCGGCGUCCCCGCACGCCCAUCCCUUGGCGUCCAUGCUGACGGCAAACAAAAGGAAAUUUGACGAAUAUGAAGAGAAUUCCGAACGUGACCAAGAGCAACCAAAAGACAAGAGACUUCGGACAACGAUUUUACCGGAGCAGCUCGAUUAUCUGUACCAGAAGUAUCAGCUGGAAAGUAACCCUUCCAGAAAGAUGCUGGAAAACAUUGCACGCGAAGUAGGACUGAAAAAGCGCGUCGUUCAAGUGUGGUUUCAAAAUACACGCGCCAGAGAGCGGAAGGGACAGUUCCGAGCUCACGCUCAGGUCAUCAACAAGCGCUGCCCGUUCUGUCCAGCCCUCUUCAAGGUGAAGUCCGCGCUCGAGUCGCAUCUCGUCACGAAACACGCUGACCAGUGCACCAGAGGGGAGAUAAACAUCGAUGCGCUACCAGACGAAGAACUGAGCAUGGAGUCGACGCCGUCAUUCACAUCGUCGCAAAUGGGAGACGCCAGCAAAAUGGGGUCAUCGUACGGCACGGCUACGCCGACGCAGAAUCUCAUGCCGCCACUUUUUCCACCAUUCCACACGGAUAUGGAGAACUCUCUGAAGAAGUACUACGAAGAGUCUAUGAAGCGGUACCUCAGUGAGCUGCAAGCUCACCACACGGCGCAGCAAAACGGCUCCAUUACUGGCGUCAAAGAAGGCGGCAUUCCGACAGAUCUGAGUAUGAAAAUCAAACAAGAGCCAAUGACGUCCGGCGGUGAGGGUGGCGGCGAGUGUCCACUGGACUUGAGCAAACCAGUCGAUCUCAGCAGGCCGAUGAAGAUCUCUAUGGACCACAACACUUCGCUGACGGAGGCCGGUCCUCUGACGGAUCUCAGCGAGCGCAGCAUAUGCUUCGAGGACGAUUCCAUGUCGGAGACGACAGAGAAUAUGGACGGUUACGAGAGCAGUCCAACUUCUCCGGCGUCCAGCACGCAGAGCGGUCAUCAGAGGCAUAUGAACGCUUGUAGCACCCCCGUGGGGAGCGGCACCGGCGGCGGCAGCACGGGCAGCGGGCCGGGGAGUGGGGGCAAGCGCUUCCGGACUCAGAUGAGCAGCCUGCAAGUGAAGGCGAUGAAAUCCCUCUUCAGCGACUAUAAGACACCGACGAUGGCCGAAUGCGAAAUGCUCGGCCGGGAGAUCGGCCUACCAAAGAGAGUGGUGCAGGUGUGGUUCCAGAACGCGCGGGCGAAGGAGAAGAAGAAUAAACUGGCGCUGCAGAAGGCCCUGGUCGGCGACGGCAACCCUCCGGCGCCCACGACGACUCCGGAGCGGCCGCCGGAAGAGUGUCGCCUGUGUCAGUUCAAGUACUCGCACAAGUACUCCGUGCAGGACCACAUCUUCACGAAGAAGCACAUCGACAAUGUGAAGGCGUACAUCGAGAGUGGCAAGGCGGACGCUUCCGGCAACACCAGUGACGGCGGCGGCAGCGGCGGCGCCGGCGCCGAGUUCACGGUACCACCGGUGCCCGUGGCGGGGUCCUCUACGACUGCUCCGGUCCAGCAGCCGAUGGGAGACUCAGCGGGCGGAGUGGCUUCCGGCCAGCAGUUCGUGGCGGCGGCUGCUGCGGCCGCCAACAUGAACCAGCUGGCGCAGCUGCAGAUGCUGCAGAUGGCCGGCCUGUCGCUCAAGCCGGAGGCGGCCACCGGCGGCGGCGGCGGAGCCGUCUCUGGCAGCACCGGCGGGGGCGGAGGCGGAGGACCCGGAGGCGGCGGCGGCACCGGGUCUGGCGGCGGGGCGGCGGCCAAGGAGGGCGACGAGAUGGCGCUGUUCCACCAGCUGUACGGGCUCGGCCUGCCCGGCUUCCCGCCGCAGGGCAACCUCUUCCUGCACCCCGCGCUCUUCUCCGCCACCGAGGAGUCUGUAUAGCACCAACGGUCUCUCGUUCGAAACCAGGCAACAGACUGGCGCUGCCGGCCAAUGGACACUGUUAGUACCAGAGACACCGAAUUUUCCCCUGUUGUGCAUCCCACUCUUCUGUGCGUUUUUCGCCUGUCUACCGCCGCUACUUAUCUUUCUGUUUGUUACGCAAGUUUGUUUUUGCUUCAUUUUUGUAUAAUUUAGACAUUUUGUAUUUUAUUUGCUCUACGUUAUAGUCACGAAGUAUUUAUGAUUUAAUUUAUGAACACUAAAAAAGUGCGUAGUCACCAUAAACGGAAACAAGUGCCUUCAUUGUUAUAUAGUUAAACUAGAGAGUAUCUGGCCCCAGAGUGCCUUGUAUAGAAAUGUGUAUUAUUUAAUAGAAAAAAAACUCGAGUACCUCGCAUACUUAUGUUAUUUAAGAAAAGAAAGAGUAGUUCUGAAAGAAAAGCUAUUUGCGUCGUAUUAUUUCUUUUUAAAUCUCUUUCUCAUGUCAAUACGUCUUGCUUUUUGAUCUGUGUAUAGUAGAGUAUUUGCUUUCAGCCUUAGAAACAUAAGCAACUAAGUUGUUACAUACAGAUCUUUCGUAUU